This is a messenger RNA of Orbicella faveolata, 1916 nucleotides long. Its product is annotated as ubiquitin-conjugating enzyme E2 N-like. The record is from RefSeq and is a predicted model, not a curated record. Lineage: Eukaryota; Metazoa; Cnidaria; Anthozoa; Scleractinia; Merulinidae.
UUGAACAUUUACUUCAGAUUUGUGAGCUUUUGCUGUUCUUCCUUGAUUUUUAAACAUUUUUAUACUGAAAUGAGUGCAGGUCUACCUCGGAGAAUAAUCAAGGAAACUCAGCGUUUAGUGGCAGAACCGGUCCCGGGGAUAAAAGCUGAACCACACGAGGAAAAUGCAAGAUACUUUAAAGUCAUUAUAGAUGGACCUAAAGAUACCGCAUAUGAUGGAGGGGAAUUCCAGUUAGAGCUAUUUCUCCCAGAAGAGUAUCCCAUGGCGGCGCCGAAAGUCCGAUUUAUGACAAAAAUUUAUCACCCAAACGUAGACAAGCUUGGUCGAAUCUGCCUGGAUAUUCUGAAAGAUAAAUGGAGUCCAGCUCUUCAGAUCCGCACAGUACUGUUAUCAAUUCAAGCACUGUUAAGUGCACCUAACCCAGACGAUCCUUUGGCUAAUGAUGUAGCUGAGCUGUGGAAAAUAGAUGAAGAGAAAGCAAUAAAAAAUGCCAAAGAGUGGACAAGAUUGUAUGCGAAAGCGAAAUAGUGAUCCAUAAGUUGGAUAUUUGUGUGCAUGUGAUUUGUGGAAAUGUGCAUCUGGUUUAUGUAAAGACUUCUGUAUCAGCAGCAGCAGUGCUUCUUUUGUAAUAUAUUACUUGCUCCCAGAUAUACCAAUCAUGUGAGUGUACUGUAUUGUAAGUUCUUGAAUGUUUGAUAUCGCUGAGUGACUAGUGAUGGUUAUGUACACCAAAUUGUUUUGAUCAAGUGACCAUGACGUCAAUCGUAGAUGGGGAAACAAACUUUGAGAGGACAAUUCUGCUAGAGAUGUUGCUACCGGUACAUGUCAAAGCAGCAUUGAGCCUCUGGGACACAAUGAUUGUGGUACUGUUUGAUUGUGAAGUAACACUCAGAAGUUCUUUAAGUGGUUGGGCAAAAAUUUUGCCAGAAAAACACAAUUUGUUCCCCAGCUUCUAGUAAUAGUAAAUGUAGCCAGCAUUUCUGAGCCUUGGGGCAGUUUUGCUAUCCAAUAAUAUGGUCUACACCACUUUUGAUUGUCACACCCAUCUUUUCACUAGUUAUAUAAUAAGAGGCCUUUUGGAACUGUUGGUCACUUGACUACUUGUAAAAGAUUUAACAUGUUACAAGAGCUACAUGUGAUUUCUUGAAAUGGAAAAACUAUUUUUUUUUUUUUAACAUUAGGCUGAAUGUCAGUUUUCAAGACUUGGACAUCUGAGAAAUUAGGAUGUUUUAUAUAGAAAUGACGAGGACAUGCAAUCUAAGAGCAUUUGCUUUAAUUAAUCCCUUAGACCUAAAAUACACUGGUGCUAUGUAACUGCUUACAUAAGAAACAGGGGUACGAGGACCAGUAGAUCACAAAGGAUAGAUUUUAUGGCAGUUUUUAAAUUUCACAAAGAUUUGUAAAGAAAAGUGUUAGAGUGCAAUUAGAUGGCAAGGCUUGUCCCUCUCACAAAAAUCCUUCUAAUUCUUACAACUAUAAAAAUAGCAUCUCUUUGGAGAAACAUGUAUAAGCCAGAAAAAAGUCUGUUAGCUAGCUUGUUUCUUUACUCUGUUUCUAUUGCUGUCGUUCUCCAAAGUGGUUUUGUUUUGUGUUCAUGAAAAUUACUGGUAAGCUCACGUGACCAACUAGUGUUGCAAAAGGCCUAUGAUUGGCAUUGUCUCCUUGCCAGUUGAUCCUGAAGUUUGUAGCUUAUUCAUUGUUUGUUAAUGCUAAUAUUAUAGUCCAUGAAUCCUGGCAAUAUUUCCAAGGCUUUCAAAGAAAAAAAAAUCCAGUGGAUUGCUAGUGAUUUCUAUAUAAUAUUGAAGAUCAGUAAGAACCAAGGAGAACUUUAGAAGACUAAUACAUGUAUGUGUAAAUGUGAGGUUUAUUAAAAAAGAUGGAGGGGCUUGAAAGUCUCCCAGAAUCAAGUGAAACGA